CCUUGUAGUUUUAUCCAUAAGCCUAACCAGUAGAAACGGAGAUUUGUGUGAUCAAUGGGAGACUCUUCUGCUUCAUACAUCCACCUGGUACAGCAUCUUAUAGAAGAAUGUUUGAUAUUCAACAUGAGCAAAGAAGAGUGCAUGGAAGCUUUAUCUAAGCACGCCGACAUUAAACCAGUCAUAACUUCAGCAGUUUGGAAUGAAUUGGAGAAAGAGAACAAAGAGUUCUUUGAGGCUUACAUAAGGGGAAGAGGCCAGAGAUCAACUGAGACAGAGAAAAGGCAAAGGAUUCAGAAGAGGCUUAAUGCUAUCACGAAGGAUUCAGACUAAUAGUAGAAAACGACGUCGCA
Molecule: messenger RNA, 350 nt
Organism: Hibiscus syriacus
Lineage: Eukaryota; Viridiplantae; Streptophyta; Magnoliopsida; Malvales; Malvaceae
Exons: 3
Coding region: 55-330 (91 amino acids)
Biological process (GO): developmental process
Source: RefSeq, a predicted model, not a curated record